AUGAUUUCUGCGAUGCAGUACUUAUCUCAAUCAUCGUCCACGACGUCUCUGCACGCUGAGCCGUUUGGCAGCUCCACACCCAUGUGCUCGAUGAUGGGUCCAUACACCAUGAGCGACGAAGGCCCGGCUCGCCCCCCUGCCAUGAUGGGCUCCGCAGCCGGGUUGGCGAUGGCGUUUUCAGCGUUCUCAUCUGGUUUCUACGGCCAUGACGAUGCUGCUCACCCGUAUAAGCCUGCAGCAAGCUUGCGGGAAGGCCCACGCAGUGGAGCAACUUCUCACCAAGGCGUGUCUUUGGCAGCGCAGCUCUACGAAUACGCAGAGAGCAGCUGCGGCUGUGACUACUCUCGCGUGACCCUCUACGGCGCACCGUGCGCCAGGGAGGCGGCUGUCCACGACUGCGCCAUUGCGGCUGCUGCUUUCGCCGAGCCGCGUUUCGGGUCUGCGCACCGUACAAACUCUUUCGCCACGUCCGGCACGGCGCUGAGCGACUGUCACCUCUCCCGGAAAGACGGCGGAGGGUUCACUCCGGCAUCCGCACGUACUUUUCUCAACUCUGACGACAGCUUCGGCGGCCGUAGCGUGAACUCACGCCGCAGUCUGCGAGACAGUCUGACGGCCCCGGCGAGCUCGAUGUCGUGCUCUGUACGAGGAUCUGUCGGCUCUGGCUACUACCUAGAUACCACGUUUCGGGGGGACGAGCACAAUCACGACCGUGUCGCGUGCAGCGCGGACGGCGCCGUAGUACUGAGCGCAGCGCAGCACCGACUCUCUGACUCUAUUCAUCUGGCAUCGCAAGGCGGCUCCGCCUCGCGUCUGUCCAGCGAGAAUAUCUUUAGUCUAACGCAGCGACUUGAUGCUGCGGAGAGCGGCACGACCAAUACCGAAACGCUGCACGUGCAGCCGCAUCUUCACCUCUCGGGGUUCUCGACUUCGCAGAAUGACAGGUUUGUGUCACCGCGCAAGAGGGGCACCAUAGAGGACGACACAGAGCAUGUUUCGGCGAACACCGCCUCUCCCGCCACAGCGUUGUUCGGAAACGAGUUUGGUCCCACUGGCUGCUCGCCUUUCUACGACCUCGGUACGGUAGCGCUGGAGAGCAACAAGGCAGGCCAAAGCCGCUCAGCAGUGCUCAAGAGAGACAACGUUGUGCCCACGACCACAGCAGAGAACGAUCGGAGCCGCCACUUCUCCAGCGUUCAAAGAAGGCCGGCGUCCGAGAGACAAGGCACCGUGGGCACCGGGCGAUCGGCAUCAGUGUCUUCAGCGAGCAGUACCGCCACGUCGGUGACACCGAGACAGCCGUCUGUUCUGCCCAAGACGCUGAGUGGUGCGUCCACAGAGCCGAAGAAAAUGACAUGUAGUCUGGGCUCCGUCGACAAGUCGAAGCCGCCCGCCGGUCAGGCACCGCAGUCGGCAUCCCGCAAGCCGCGCCGCAAGGAUCCGCGGAAGUGGAACAACUCUCGGUCCACCAGCAUCACAGCCUCAAACUUUGAGAAGGAUGGGACCGCAUCGUCGACAUCAUCUUCUUCCCCUGCGGCAUCGAGAGCGACUACCGACACGCAUAGGCAGAAGGCGACCGCCACGGCGUUGGCCGGAGCACCACCUGCAACGCGCACGGAUGAUGAAAGCGGUUGCCGCUCUUUUCUCGCCUCUCCGCCGCAGCAGCCGCUUCAGCAACAGCUGAACCCGGCCAGGGCACCAAACAGCACUACGACCACCUUCACAAUCUCUCCGCCCUCGUACAACGAGCGACACCAGCGGCCGUUUCUGCGACGGCGCUACCUUGAGGGCCAGGUGAAGCCCUUGAACGCCACAGAAAUGCAGAUGGCGAUGGUACCCUUCUCGCCCCGUCGAGAUGUGCCGCCAAGUCGUAGCAGUGCCAGCGGUCCUGCGACGCAAGCGCUUCUGAAGCCUGCCGUUCCGCUGCAGCCGUUACAAUGCGAUCAAGUCACGCUGCCUGGCACGGCGCGGGCGUGGAGCCCCAGUGGAACAGUCAGCAGCUCUGCCAGCUUCAGCGUGACUCCCGAAAAGUUCAUCACGGUUGCAAGUGGCGGUGGCGCUUGGAGGACGCAGCAGAGGCUCGCCGGGUUCACCGGCUUUCAUCUCUCUAUCGGGAUGGAGGGGCUGUGCGUCACGACAGAGAGCUCCAACGAGAAGUCCCCGCGCAGCCUUGGUGGGCGAAGCGGCACGGAGUUGCGCUUGCCGGGAGAGUCUAGCAACGGCAUCAUGAGCCGCUCGUGUCCCUCGGUAGAAUACUCUGUGGAUGAAGGUACGAACCCCUUCUUGAUACAGCGCAGUGCGUCGUGGUCCGUGCACUCGGCACGUAGCAUCACGGAUUCUGGAGAGGUUCCCGGUAUAGCACGCAAGAAGCGCCAUGGAGAGCAUGUGCUGUCCAACGCACAUGACCUAGAGGAAGAGCACGUGACAAUGCAUCCGAAGCCGUCCAGGUAG
Messenger RNA from Leishmania major strain Friedlin, 2451 nucleotides. RefSeq lists its product as hypothetical. The record is from RefSeq and is a predicted model, not a curated record. Lineage: Eukaryota; Euglenozoa; Kinetoplastea; Trypanosomatida; Trypanosomatidae. The coding region runs from base 1 to 2451 and encodes 816 amino acids. The transcript has a single exon.